Molecule: messenger RNA, 3911 nt
Organism: Hymenoscyphus albidus
Lineage: Eukaryota; Fungi; Ascomycota; Leotiomycetes; Helotiales; Helotiaceae
Source: the annotation of a GenBank genome assembly
AUGGACACAAUCAGUUUUGACAUCAACGAUGCUCUCAAGCAUUAUAUGAGCGACCCCGUCACGGUGUCAACACCCGAAGCCGACUCUGCCCUCGUCGAUUGCGAAAAUGACCCCGAGUCGCUCACCAAUUCCCUCAUCAAUACCGUGCUCAACCCCAUCGUGGACUCGGUGGCAGAGAACCCGGAUGCAAUAACUAGAAGCUCUUCCUUUGAUUCCCUACAGUUUCUCCUAAAGUGUGUCCCUGUCUCCCUCCAGUCCCAUCGCAAUUUCCCCACGGAACCAGAUUCUGAACUUUUCAAACUAUCUAGAUGUUCUUCCAUGCUUCCUACACAUGCACUGAGCAAGAUCCUCGAUCUUGUCGUGUCUGGUCUUUCGGCCGAGGCAGACAUCAUCCACAACGACCUCGAAUCAGACGAGCAGGAUAUUAUCUCACACCACAAACAAUUGCUGGAACUAUUCGGUUUUCUAUUACAAUGGAUCGUCGCAGCAGUCGAAACGAAGGCGGCAGAAAAGUCAACAGCAGCGCCAGUUGCCAGAGGCCGAGGGAAGGGUGCCAAAGCAAAGGCUGCGGCAGGUAAGGAUAAAGAUGGGAACUGGGAUUCUUCCGCCCAGCUCCAAACGGCUCUGGAUACCAUGUGCAAGGUACUGAAAUUGAAACUCUCGAAAAUCUUCCUCACAACCUCUGAGCGAGACACAUUCGUAAGCUUGUUCACACGGCCCGUGUAUAUGGUUCUGGAGAGCGAGCAGAGAGUCAAAAGCACUGCCAUUCGAAUGCAUGCUUUCAAACUUCUCUGCAUAGCUGUUAAGCACCAUGGACAUGGAUAUGGUACGACUUUCCGUGGUUUCGUCCAGACCAAAUUGCUAAUAAGCACUCUUAGCUGCCCAAAUCUCCAUUGUGCAAAAUCUUACUUACUUUGAACAUCUUGCGGAACCCAUGGCCGAAUUCCUUCACAUUCUUGCAGAGCAAUACGAUUACCCACAACUUGUUGACGAAAUCCUCCGAGAAUUGAGCAACAAGGAGUUCAACAGCAAUGACACAAGAGGGCCAAAGUCGGUUUCUUCGUUUAUGGUUAAGCUCUCUGAGCUUGCACCCCGACUCGUCAUAAAGCAAAUGACCCUGCUGGCGAAGCAAUUAGAUAGUGAGUCCUAUGCUUUGCGCUGCUCUCUCAUCGAAGUAUGCGGAAACCUUUUAGCGUACUUGAGCAAACAGGAAGAGCGUGGAGACAACCACAAAUCACAACUGAAUGCAUUCUUCGAUGUGCUUGAAGAGCGCUUUCUUGACCUUAACCCAUAUUGUCGAUGCCGAACUAUUCAAGUCUACGUCAAACUUUGUGACCUGGAGCAGAAGUUUCCAAAACGAAGGCAAAAGGCUGCGGAAUUAGCCGCAAGAAGUCUGGAGGACAAGAGCAGUAAUGUCCGACGAAACGCGAUUAAGCUGCUUGGAUCUCUGAUCAAGACUCAUCCUUUCAGCAUCAUGCAUGGGUCGCAGCUCUCUUUAAAAGAAUGGAAUGCUAGACUUGCUGCUGUGGAUGCGGAACUGAACGCUCUCAAACCCGCCGAGGAGACACCAGGUUUAGCUGACAAAACCGUUGAUACCGCUCUUCUAGACGAUGCCACGGCUAUCGAGCCCGAUUCCCCACAGAAGCAAACUCCGAUGACUGAUGAAGAAAAGAUUGCCGCCGUCAAGAAGGCCCAGGAAGAUGCUGCAACGUCUGAGGCGAUGAACAAAUUGACUCUGACGAGGCGGUACUAUGUUGAAGCCCUCAAAUUCAUCGAGGUGCUGCAUGGUGCUACCACAACUGUGUGUCAGUUGCUCGGCUCUAAAAAUAAGAGUGAGGUUAUUGAGGCAAUGGAUUACUUCGAAAUUGGAGAUGCCUACAACAUUGAACAAAAUAAAUUGGGUAUCCGAAGAAUGCUACGGCUAAUUUGGACAAAGGGCAACAGCGAUGAAGGAAAGGGUGUUCAAAAUCAUUUGAUCGAAUGCUACAAGCGUCUCUUCUUCGAGGCCCCCGACACCUACAACGGAAACGAUGCAGCAAACUAUAUCGCUCGCAACAUGAUUAGUUUGACUUUCGGAGCAACGCCUGCGGAACUAACAUCCCUGGAGCAGCUCUUAAGUACCAUGAUGAAUUCGAACCACAUAUCUGAUUUGGUUGUGCAGAAGCUUUGGCAAGUCUACGGUGUCCAAAAGAGAGAAAUUUCCAAGAGUCAACGGCGAGGAGCUAUCAUAGUAUUGGGAAUGCUUGCGACAGCAAAGCCAGAGAUCGUGGUUGGUGAGAUGGAAACUAUGUUGAGAAUUGGGCUGGGAAGCUUGGGCAGAUCCGAUUUACAACUCGCCAAAUACACUUGUAUUGCGCUCCGGAGAAUCAACCCAACGGGAAGGCAGGCCAAGGAAUCCAAAGUACAAAGUUCCAAGCUCUCCAAUGAUCACGCUGUUCUCGGUAAACUUGCGGCCAUUAUUGAGGUGGAAUCUGACAACAAGGAAUGGUAUGGUGUUGCUGAGCAAGCUAUUAGUGCCAUAUAUACCCUCUCAAGACAUCCAGAUACCUUGUGCUCGGAAAUCCUAAGACGAAAAACAAGACUGGUCUUCCAACAGCGAACAGCAAAAUCGCCUGAGCCGGAAAAAAUGGAACUAGAUGGAUCACAGCCAUCAUCACCGACUGCGGAAUCCCCAGAAGAGCGAGCCGAUUCUGUGGAAGCUGAACCUGGGGAGAAGAAGCUGAAGGGAUCUGUCGCACUUUCGCAACUUCUCUUUAUCGUUGGCCACGUUGCUAUCAAGCAAAUUGUUCAUCUCGAAUUGUGUGAACUAGAUUUCAAGCGACGCAAGGCCGAUGCAGAGAAGAGCAAGCCAGCAGCAGAGGCUCCAGCAGACAAGUCCGCGAAAGAGGCAGCCGAUGAUUUGGAUAUGAUUGGCGGUACCACCGAAGAUGAUUUUACCGAAGCAAUGUCACACAUCCGUGAACGGGAGCUUCUGUAUGGCGACAAUUCGUUAUUAGCAAAUUUUGGACCGCUUGUGUCUGAAAUAUGCUCCAACAACACAACUUACAAGGAUCGCAAUCUCCAAGCAGCUGCCACCCUCUGCUUGGCGAAGCUCAUGUGUGUAAGCUCAGAAUACUGCGAGGCAAAUCUUCCACUUCUCAUCACGAUCCUAGAGAGAUCCAAGGACCCUAUCACUCGUUCCAAUGUUGUCAUUGCACUAGGUGACAUGGCUGUUUGCUUCAACCAUCUUAUCGACGAGAAUACGGACUUCUUGUAUCGUCGUCUCAACGAUAAGGAUGCCAGUGUGAAGCGGACAUGCUUGAUGACUUUGACAUUCCUCAUUCUUGCUGGUCAAGUCAAGGUCAAGGGUCAAUUAGGUGAAAUGGCUAAAUGUCUUGAGGAUGAUGAUAAACGAAUCGCAGAUUUGAGUCGCAUGUUCUUCACCGAACUGAGCACGAAGGACAACGCCGUGUAUAACCACUUUGUUGAUAUGUUCAGUUUGUUAUCUGCGGAGAAGGAGCUUGAGGAAGAUUCACUAAAGAGGAUCCUCAAGUUCCUGGCUGGUUUUAUCGAAAAGGUAUGUCUGCUUUCAAGUUACUAGCAAUCGAAGUACUAACCUAUUAUGCAGGAUAAACAUGCGAAGCAACUCGCAGAUAAAUUGGCAGCAAGACUAGCAAGAUGUGAAACUGAAAGACAGUGGAACGACGUUGCUUAUGCUCUUAGUUUGUUGCAACAUAAGAACGAAGAGAUUACCAAAAUGGUAGCGAACGGUUUCAAGAUCGUUCAGGGCGCAGCAUGAUUCUGUGAGCUCAUAUAUCGUGAUGUAUGUAUGGUCGGUAGUCGGUACAGGAGUCAGUUGGUAUAUCAAGGAAAUGGGGGCGUUGGUGGCUCAUGUAAUAUUGACUUGAUGAAUAAUUAUGCAAAUUCGAUUC